AUGAACUACGAGCGGUACAAGCUCACAGAUAGCACCGACGUGAUCGUAAAGACCAAUGUACGCCUCUCCCUCCGCCUCCCCGCCCUCCCCGCCCUCAUCGCCUCUCCCCCUCUCACAGACACCACCGACGUGAUUCUAAAGACCAAUGUACGCCUCUCCUCUCCCCCCGGCCCCCCUCCCCCGCGCCCGAGUGUCGCCGUGCCUCCCGCUCUCCCCCCGCGCCUCCCGCACUGCCCCCUGCGCCUCCCACGCACCCACGCCCCCUAG
This is a messenger RNA of Closterium sp. Naga37s-1, 267 nucleotides long. The record is from the annotation of a GenBank genome assembly. NCBI's taxonomy places the organism in Eukaryota, Viridiplantae, Streptophyta, Zygnematophyceae, Desmidiales, Closteriaceae.